AUGGCAUACAACUCGCGAAUGAGCCAGCAGUUUGGCCAUGGCAACCAUCAACAACAGAGUCGGGGCAAGAAAAAGGAAGAUGACAGCGAUGCGCUGAUGCGGCUGCCUGACAGGGAAAUCGCUGGAUGUAUCAACGACAUUGGCGUCCCAUUCUCCGUCGGCGACCUAGCCAAGCCGAAUCCACAGCAAAUUCAAUUGGUCUUCGAAUCGUUCGCGGAGCUCCUGAUGAACGCUACCCGUGAGACUGUUGAGCCUGCCAUGCGCGCAGCGGCGGAGGAUAUAUGCCCUGAUCAUGUCGAUCUUAUUCCGCCAGACACCCGCAACUUGAUGGGGUUCUUUAUGUCUCUGCGCAAGCUGAUGGUUGAGUGCGGUGUCAAUGACUUCGCAUUUACAGAUCUUACUAAACCUACACACGACCGGCUUGUUAAAAUUUUCUCCUACCUCAUUAACUUUGUCCGGUUUCGCGAGACGCAAACCACCGUGAUUGACAAACAUUUUAGUAAAUCUGAAACAAUCAAGGCGCGUAUUGAGGCAUUAUAUGCAGAGAACCAGAAAAUGCAACAGCGGCUAGAGGAGAUGAGGAGGCAGCAAAAGGCUAUGGAAGGACCCGCGAACGAGAAGAUUAAAAGGAACGACGAGUUAAAAGUUAGACUGUUGGAAUUGAGGCGAAGUCAGGAACGAAUCGCCGAGUCCCUUGAGCGAGUUAAGCUGGAGAAGGCCCGGAAGCAAACUUAUCUCGAAGAGAUGACAGAGAAGAUCUUAAAAACCCGACAGGAGAGUGAGAAACUACGGCCAUAUGUAUUACAGAGCCCAGCGUCGCUCCAGUCUUCGCUAACAGAAUUGUCGGACAAUCUAAUGAGGGAUAAAUCCCAGAUUGAUAGUAUGGAAAGAAGGAUGCGUGCCCUGCAAACAUCAAUGGACACUUUUAAUGUUGUUGCGAAUGAUGUUCAAAGUUGUGUUAAAGUUUUAGAAGAUAUCGCUCAAGAGUUACAAAAGGAGGAAGAGGAAGAUGCUCGAGCGAUUAAAAACAGGGAUGCGCUCACUGAGCGGGGAAAUACUGUCAGGGAAGUGGCUCAGACUGAGAAGCUUCUACAACGGCAACUGGCUCGUUGGCAUGAGAGGACAGAAGCGCUACGGAAGAGCAGCCGGGAGAAGCAGGAGUUAGCACAAGCGCGGAUGGAAGAACUGAGGGAGAUACAAAACCAGCUUCGCGAGGAACGCGUGGAGAAACAGCGGGACAUGGAACGGCGGAGGAUUCGGAUCGAACAGACAGAAAAAAAGAUGGUUGAUCUGAAGGAGAAUAUCGAAAACGAAAUCCACAGUGCAUACGACGAGUAUCUAAAGCUCGAGUCUCAUAUCAAGCUCUACAUCACAGAGAUGGAAAAAUGUCUCUAA
Molecule: messenger RNA, 1395 nt
Organism: Paracoccidioides brasiliensis Pb18
Product: kinetochore-associated Ndc80 complex subunit NUF2
Exons: 4
Coding region: 1-1395 (464 amino acids)
Biological process (GO): kinetochore organization; attachment of mitotic spindle microtubules to kinetochore; mitotic spindle organization
Cellular component (GO): Ndc80 complex; kinetochore
Molecular function (GO): protein-containing complex binding
Source: RefSeq, a predicted model, not a curated record